AUGGUCUUGGUAACAGAUUUCUUCAAGGCCAAAAAACCGGCCGCCAAACGAGAACAACCUUCACCACCAUCUGGCGCCAGCGCCGAAGAGAUCUUGGCCUCAAUUCCUGACGCCGAAUUGCCCGACACGUCGGAUUCCCAAAAACUCUCUUUUUUUCAGUUGCAACAACGUAAGGCUCAAGCUCCUCAAGCCACCGGGUCUGUCGAUAUCCCCGAAGCAAAACCCCAUUGCUUAUCAGGACUCACGAUGGUAUUCACGGGCGUGUUGCCCAACCUCGAGCGUACAGACGCUGAGAACAUCGCCAAGCGAUACGGCGCUAAGGUGCCCAAAUCUAUUCUGGGUAAAACCAGUGUGGUGGUGAUUGGAGACGAGGCUGGGCCGUCGAAAGUGCAGAAAAUCAAAAAGAUGCACAUUAAGGCCAUUUCGGAGGAAGGGUUUCUCCAGCUCUUACGGAGCAUGCCAGCAGAUGGCGGUUCUGGUGGCGAGGCAGUGAAGGCCAAGAGGAAGAGAGAGGAAGAGGAAAGUAGAAUUAUACAAGAAGCUGAAGCCGAAGAAGAACAAGAACGAGCUCGCCAGCAACAGGCCAAGAUCCAACACGUUCCACCGUCCGUCAGCAAGCAUCUGUCACGUCUCCCGGCGGAGCCUGUUCGGGAGAUCUCCAAUGACGACAAAUUAUGGACCACCAAGUACGCACCCACGUCAACUCUUCAGCUCUGCGGCAACAAAGGCCAGGUCAACAAGUUGCGUCUGUGGUUGCUCCACUGGUUCGAUAACGCAAAGAACGACUUCAAGGACCCGGGGGCCGAUGGGCUGGGGGUUUUCCGUGCUUGUUUGAUCAGUGGUCCUCCCGGUAUAGGCAAAACCACGGCUGCGCACCUCAUCGCCGAGGACUUGGGGUUUGACGUGUUGGAGAAGAACGCAUCGGACGUGCGGUCCAAGUCUUUGUUGAACCUGGACAUCAAGAGCGUAUUGAACAACACGUCGGUGAUGGGAUUCUUCCAGAACCGACAUGCUGACGUUCACCAGGAAAACGAGAGACGCUUCUGCCUCAUUAUGGAUGAAGUCGACGGGAUGUCAUCCGGUGACCACGGCGGGGCCGGGGCGUUGUCACAGUUCUGCCGUAUCACCAAGAUGCCCAUGAUCUUGAUCUGUAACGAUAAGUCGUUACCCAAGAUGAGGACGUUUGACCGGGUAACGUACGACCUUGCGUUCAGACGCCCGAGCGAAAACGAGGUCAAGGCUCGGAUCAUGACCAUAUGCCACAGGGAGAAGAUCAAGAUCGACCCGCUGAUUAUUGGCCAGUUGGUGCAAACCACCAACAACGACAUUCGGCAGAUGAUCAAUUUGCUCUCGACCGUAUCCAAAACCCAGAAAACCAUCGGGGCCGAGCAGAGCAAGGACUUUUCCAAGUCCUGGCAGAAACAGACGGUGUUGAAGCCGUUUGACAUAGUUGGUAAGUUACUCAACGGGCAGAUCUACUCACCGCACUCCAACCACACGUUGAACGACAAAAUCGACUUGUACUUCAACGACAUCGACUUCACGCCGUUGAUGGUCCAGGAGAACUACUUGUACACACGGCCCAGUAACUGCCGUGAUGAUAGUGACCACUUGCGGCGGGUAGCCCAGGCAGCAGACGACAUUAGUGCCAGCGAUCGCAUAAACUCAUUGAUUCGGUCCAGUGAACAGCAGUGGAGUUUAUUACCGUUCCACGCGGUGAUGUCGUCGGUCAAGCCGUCGCGGGAAGUCGCAGGUAACAUCAGUCAGAGAAUCAACUUUGCCGGGUGGUUGGGGCAAAACUCCAAGCAGAUGAAGUACCAACGGCUCCUCCAAGAAUUGCAAUACCACACCCGGCUCAGAACUUCCACCGACAAAAAGGAGUUGCGGUUGGAGUACGUACCGCUCUUGGCUAAACGGCUUGCCGGGCCCAUUGUCUCCCAGGGUGAAAAUGGUAUCCAACCGUGCAUAGACGUGAUGGACUACUACUUUUUGACCCGAGAAGAUUGGGACACCAUUCUCGAUUUCGGCGUGGGUGCGGCCAAGGGCGAAGCCGUGCUCAAGAAAAUCCCCACCAAGGUCAAGACCGCCUUCACCCGUACGUAUAAUUCAUCUACUCAUCCAAUAGCCAUCUACAAGACUGGGAAUUCGGUGGGGACCACCAAGAGUACGGCCAGCACCGUGGAUUACGAGGACGUGAUUCAAGAUGACACGCUUAAGGAUGAUGAUGAUACCGAAGAAAAGGACGACUCGAAGUUCGACUCCAAGAAAGAUAAGCUUAUCAAGGAAGUCAAGCCUAAGAAGGGCGCAAAAAGACUGAAAAAAUAGUACAACUUUAGCUAGAAUAUCGGCUCGCGGUCGCGCAGCGCACAUGCAGGCACCCCUCCUUAGAGAAAAUUUCUCACGAGUGCGAAUGCGAAUUCAAUAAGACUACUUCUAGGAACCACUCGUUGCUUGUAAUUGAUCGAUAUAUUUGAUGCCAACCCUGGAAUUGACGUGUCUGUUCAAUCCAUUGUUCUUAGUUGUAUAUUGAG
Yamadazyma tenuis ATCC 10573 is the source of this 2531-nucleotide messenger RNA. The record is from RefSeq and is a predicted model, not a curated record. NCBI's taxonomy places the organism in Eukaryota, Fungi, Ascomycota, Pichiomycetes, Serinales, Debaryomycetaceae.